AUAAAUAUAUGUAUUUAGGCAGCAUGACCGAGGGCAAGAACUUACCCCACUCGAGUGCGGAUGUGCCUUUCCGCAGCAAGGAGCUGCGCAAGCAGUCGCUCAUCCAGCACACCGGUUUAGUAGGAGUCAUCGAUGAGGGCACCAAGACCAUUGGCUUCUCCAUUUACACCACACCGGAUUUCAAGGAGAUCGCCGCUCACCGGGUGGAGCUGAGCGUGAUCACUCCCCAGGACGGCUGGUACGAACAGGAUCCGCUGGAGAUGAUGGCCUCGAUCAACAAGUGCGCCGAGGAGGCCAUCAAGCAGCUGCCCGAGCAGGGAUUCUCCGCCAGCGACAUCGCCACCGUGGGCAUUACGAACCAGCGAGAGACAACAAUUGUCUGGGAUGCGGUCACCGGGAAGCCACUGUACAAUGCACUCUUGUGGAAGGACAUCCGCACCAGCACUACGGUGGAGCAGAUCGUGGCCAAGGUGCAGGACCCAAAUCACUUUCGCAGCAGCACUGGCCUGCCCAUCUCCACGUACUUCUCGGCUUUGAAGAUUAGGUGGUUGAGGGAUAAUGUUCCCGAGGUGCGACAGGCGAUCAGGGAGAGGCGUGCGAAGGCGGGAACCGUGGACAGCUGGAUCGUCUGGAAUUUAACAAAUGGUGCCCUCCACAUCACCGACGUGACGAAUGCCUCGCGCACGCUGCUCAUGAAUCUGGAGACCCAAAACUGGGAUCCCGUGCUGCUCAAGACGUUCGGCAUCAAGGAGGACAUGCUGCCCACCAUCCACAGCUGCUCGGAGAUCUUUGGCAAGAUCACAUCGGAGCGAAGUCCGCUGCGUGGCAUGACUCUUAGUGGAAUCAUGGGCAACCAGCAGGCUUCUUUGUUGGGUCAAAUGUGCGUUAAGCCGGGACAGACGAAGAACACCUAUCGCUCCGGCUGCUUUCUGCUCUGCAAUACGGGAGAUAAGCCCGUCUUCUCGCGGCACGGACUGCUGACCACGGUGGCCUAUAAAUUGGGUCCCCAGGCGCCCACGAUCUACGCCAUUGAGGGAGCCGUUUCGGUGGCUGGUCAUGCGCUCUCCUGGCUGCAGAACAAAGUGCGCAUCCUGCCAGACUCCAGGGAUGCGGAGAAGUAUGCCGAGAUGGUGCCCACCUCGGGCGAUGUGUACUUCGUGCCCGCCUUCACUGGACUUUAUGCUCCCUACUGGCGGCAGAAUGCCCGUGGCAUCAUCAUUGGACUGACGCAGUUCACCCGCAAGAAUCACAUAGUGAGGGCUGCGCUGGAGAGCAUCUGCUUCCAGACGCGCGACAUCCUGGAGUGCAUGCAUCAGGAGUGCGGCUACGAGAUCAAUAAGCUCCAUGCCGAUGGCAAGCUGACGACGAACAACCUGCUGAUGCAGCUGCAGGCGGACACCAUUGGCCUGCCCGUCUUUCGCUCCCAGCUGAUGGACUCCACGGCUUUCGGCGCCGCCAUGUGUGCCGCUCAAGCGGAGGGCGUGGAUCUGUGCCAAUUCGAGCCCGAGAAGCGCUACUACGAGAACGUGCACUACGACACCUUCCUGGCCACCACCACGGAUGUGGAGCGCAAGGAGCGCUACGGCAAGUGGAAGAGGGCUGUGGAACGCAGCCUCGGAUGGGUGAUCAAGCAGAAGAAGACGCGGGAGCACACGGAGGAGAACUACCGCAUGCUGUCCUCGCUCCCAGCGAGCAUCUUCCUCAUCAGCAGCUUCGCCAUGCUGGUGCAUUCCCUCGCCGCAAGUGGCCAGUAAACAUGACUCAGGAUUGCCGCCCGGCAUUCGGAUCGAUUCUCGGUUGUGAUAGUAAUUAUUUGUCCGGAUUUCGUUUGGAUCUUACACACUGUACAUAGUCCUCCAAGGACAAUGGGUGGUUGAACGUGCUUUAAACCCUGUAAAUAGUUGCUUACUUAGAGCUGGAACAAGCUCCAACCUACUAAUUUAAGACUAUCCUGUAGCCUGACCUAUCUUAUCCUGUUUUCGUUGCAUAUUCUGUACUUCUUAGCCUUAGAUUGACGAUGGCUGACCGUAUCAGCGCAAUUGUAUAUAGCCAAAGUGCAAACGACGUUUCUAAUUUAAGUAGGUUCCGUACUCGUAUGUGUAUGUAUAUGUAGUGAUUACGCCCCUUAAACAAUAAACACAAAUAAUACGAAACGAAAA
Messenger RNA from Drosophila takahashii, 2159 nucleotides. Lineage: Eukaryota; Metazoa; Arthropoda; Insecta; Diptera; Drosophilidae. The record is from RefSeq and is a predicted model, not a curated record.